Aspergillus steynii IBT 23096 is the source of this 567-nucleotide messenger RNA. Its product is annotated as cytochrome b561 domain-containing protein. The record is from RefSeq and is a predicted model, not a curated record. The coding region runs from base 1 to 567 and encodes 188 amino acids. Lineage: Eukaryota; Fungi; Ascomycota; Eurotiomycetes; Eurotiales; Aspergillaceae. The transcript has 3 exons.
AUGUCUCAAAUUAUCUACGAAGAUCUUCAUCUCGUUCCGAAAUAUGCCAAGGCUCAUGGAAUUGUCAUGAGCCUGGCUUUCACAGUUAUGAUGCCUCUCGGUGUCUUCGCCAUUCGAUUUCUCCGCGUUAAAGGAACAAUCUGGAUACACGUUGUGUGGCAGCUACUCAGCUGGAUACUGAUGCUUGCGGGAUUGGCCACUGGCAUUCGUGUUGGGAAGAUUCUCGAUCGAUUGCACAAUAAUGCGCACACCAUUCUCGGCACCAUCGUGGUUGUCCUCCUGCUUUUCCAGCCUUUCAUUGGGCUGAUCCAUCAUUUCCGAUUCCGAAAGACGCAGAAGCCCGGGAAGUGGACGCGUCUGCAUGUUUGGUAUGGACGUGUUCUGAUUCUUCUUGGUAUUAUCAAUGGUGGACUAGGGCUAGAGCUCGCGGCAAAUACGACUGGUGGGGAGAUUGCGUACGGAGUCGUUGGCGGUAUCUUUGGGGCUGGUCUUUUGCUGGUGGCGAUUUUGGUCGAGACGAAGAAGUUGCCGUUCUGGAAGGAGAGAAACGCCGGUGAUAUUGGUUAG